Messenger RNA from Camponotus floridanus (Florida carpenter ant), 2642 nucleotides. RefSeq names its product cytochrome P450 4C1-like. Gene Ontology annotation, molecular function: oxidoreductase activity, acting on paired donors, with incorporation or reduction of molecular oxygen; monooxygenase activity; iron ion binding. The record is from RefSeq and is a predicted model, not a curated record. Lineage: Eukaryota; Metazoa; Arthropoda; Insecta; Hymenoptera; Formicidae. The coding region runs from base 930 to 2504 and encodes 524 amino acids. The transcript is spliced from 14 exons.
AUUUCAAAAGAAAUCACCUUUAUGUUUGUUCUGAGUAUCUCAUUUCUUUCGAAGUAAACUGACUGAAAAUAAUAAUUGUAUUUAUUUAAUUAAAAUAGGAAAGAAAUACCAUUUGCAGACUUUUAAGUCUAUUUACACAUAUUCAUGACGUGUUAGUGGCGUAUCAAUAUCGUAUCAGUAGCAUCCGUAAUAUCAAUGAUGAUUAUUCACAUAUAUCCGUAUAGUUUGAAUUUAAACUUAUUAAUUUUCAAGAUGUCAGUUUAUAGACGAUAAAUUAGCAAUGAUUAGGUAAUAUACAGUUUAAGAGUAAAAUAUGUUUCAAAAUAUUUAUAAUACUGUAAUAUGUUGUAUUUAUUCUGAUAAGUAAUAUGUCUCUGAAAUAAAAAAUAUUAAUGUAAUACAGGAUAUUUGCCAUCUUCUUUCAUAUCUGUUCCAAUCUUCCUUCAAAUCGAGUUUGAAAGAAGUGUCCAUAUUUAGGAUGUGAUAAAUCGUAUAGCACCGGAUAUUGACGCACUAAUUCAAUGAAUUGUUCGUCAUUCAUUUUUACAAGCCUAAAAAUGUCUAUAUAGAUACUGAAACUGAACGAUCCAAAUACAAUACUGCGUCGGACAUGUGUAAACACGUCCAUCUAAAAACAAAAGGACGAUAUUUAUCAUCACUGAUACUAACAGAAAAUCACGAAACUGAAUAGAUACGGCACUGACACGUCACAGAUAUGUGUAAAUAGACCUUAUCAUAAAAAUAAUUUACCGCUGCGAAAUGAUUAAAUCGCAAUGACUUAUAUCGAGAGAGAGAUUGAAUCUUCUGAAUUAAAGUGUGAAUUUUGACUAUAUUGUCACUUUUCUAGUAAUUUUUUGAAUGUAAAUAUCAGAGGAAAUUCAAGAAAUUCAAGAAGAUUGAACUUUAUUAGACGACACAUCGAAUCAAAGAUGAUUAUUAUUAUAUUUUUAUUAUCCAUUCUUAGUUUAUUAGUAUAUAAUUAUUAUGUGCAUCAUGGAAGAAAUGGGCAACUUAUUAAUCUUAUCCCCGGACCACUAGGCUAUCCGAUUUCUGGUAAUUCAUUGGAAUUCCUUGUUUCGGCAGAAGAACAAUGGAAAUGGUUGCAUACUACAUUUGACAAAUAUUAUCCCAUUACAAAACUUUGGGCUUUCUUUAGGCCUAUUGUAUCUAUUCGUCAUCCAGAUGACUUGGAAAUCAUACUAAGCAGCACUAAACACAUCGAAAAAAGUAAAACAUAUGAUUUAUUACAUCCUUGGCUCGGCACAGGUCUUCUCACUAGCACAGGCACCAAAUGGCAAACGCGACGAAAGAUACUAACACCUGCAUUUCAUUUCAAUAUAUUGAAUCAAUUUAUUGAUAUCUUGGUGAAAGAGAGUGAUCGCAUGACAAAAUCUUUGAAGAAUGUAAAAGGCACAAUUAUAAAGGAUUUAGUACCAUUUAUUAGUGAACAUACGCUGAAUGCGAUAUGCGAAACUGCCAUGGGUAUAUCUCUGCACGAUUUCGGGAUGUUCCAACAAGAAUAUCGAGAGGCGGUUCAUCAAAUAAUCGAAUUGUUUAUUUAUAGAUUACCGAGAUAUUGGCUUCAUAAUAAUCUGUUAUUUGCGUUGUCACCACAAGGAAGGAGACAAAAAAAGGUCCUUAAAAUAUUACAUAGAUUUACGGAAAAAAUUAUUGCAGAAAGGAAAUUUUAUCAUGAAUGCACCAAUGGUCGAUACUUAAAAAACUUUGAAAGUGGGAAAAAGCCGGAGAUAGAUGAUACAGAAGUGUUCGGAAUUAAAAAAAAACGACUAGCUAUGUUGGAUCUCUUAAUAGCGGCGUCUCAAGAAGGCUUUCUCACUGAUUUAGAUAUCAAAGAGGAAGUUGAUACUUUUAUGUUUGAAGGUCAUGAUACUACAGCGAUGGGUAUAACAUUUGCUUUAUUAUUAUUAGCUGAACACAAAGAUAUCCAGGAACGCGUUAGAAUUGAAAUAAAUACCGUGAUGCAAGAGAAUGGAGGAAAACUUACUAUGAGUUCAUUGCAAAAUUUAUUAUAUUUAGACAGAUGUUUAAAAGAAACACUACGUUUAUAUCCUAGUGUGUUUCUUAUAUCACGAAAGGCUGCGAAGGAUGUAAAAUUACAGUCAUAUAUAGUUCCUGCUGGAACGACUGUACAUCUUAAUAUCUAUGGAGUUCACAGAGAUCCUAAUUUUUGGCCAAAUCCAGAAGUAUUUGACCCGGAUAGAUUUUUGCCCGAGAAGGUCCAAAAGCGUCAUCCUUAUUCUUAUUUACCAUUUAGCGCAGGACUACGAAAUUGUAUAGGACAACGAUUCGGUUUGUUGGAAAUGAAGACCAUAAUAGCUCCUUUGGUAUAUAAUUUUUAUUUAGAACCUGUUGAUUAUUUAAAGGAUCUCGAAAUGAAAACUGCUAUAGUACUUCGUCCUUCUCAUCCGGUUCGUAUAAGAUUUGUUCCAAUUGAAUGUGAACAAUUUGAAACAAAUAUAGGCAGAACAGACGUAAGAAAUUGAUGUAUUGCAAAAGUGGAAGAAAAUUUUAUCCAUGUAUUCUAUCUGUGUAAUCACUUUGAAUAUUGUGAACAAUAUGCACAUUAUACACACACACACACACACACACACACACACACACACACACACACACACACACAC